AUGGCCUUUGAAAGAUAAUCAAAGAAGUUUAAAACAUGUGUUCCUUGAUUCAGUUUCUUGCAAAUAUUUAAGGGAAACGUUCAAAAUCUGAUAUAUUUUCUAAUUUACACAAAUGUAAAAUGAAUAAAAAGAGCAAUUUAGACAAAUGCACGCAUAAACAAAACCUCCAUAGGCCAACAAAGGCCGGGCACCACGUUUCCCACGGUAACCAACCCAAACAAAGUCAGCUGUAGGAGCGUCAGCGUUCCAUUCGAUUUUCUUGUUACUUCGUAGAAUGUAAUUAGCAAAUUAUAUUCAAGUAGGUCUUUUGGAUGGUGAAAUGAGUUCUCCUUUAUCCCUGUUGGGGAAAAAUCGCAGAGCACCCCUACCUGGAUAUCUGAAUGAAGGGAAGACGAGAGUGCCCUUCAAGCAAAGUUCAACCGCUGAGCUGGGUUUGUUGAAAGACAUUUUCUCCAGAAGGUGUCAGCCUCACCCCUCAUACCCUGAUGGUGUUUCUUCUAAAUCAACGAUGACACAAAGCGGGAGAGCAAGUGAUUGCACCCCUCCUACAGACUUUGAACUGAUGUCCACCAUGAUGCAGAAGCUCGCCCAGCUAGAAAUCAAAGCGAAGGCACAAGCCUUGGACAUUCGGAGAAAGGAAAAAACAAUAGCUGUUCUGGAAGACAAGUUAAAGCUUCAGAAGUCUAAAGUGGCGGGUGAAGAGGAAAUGGUCAAGAUGUGUCACACGCUGCAGAACCAAGUGUGGGAAAUGGAGCAUUUCCUGAGUGAUUAUGGCCUGAUCUGGGUUGGAAACAGUGAUGGUGAUGACGGGCAUGCUGAUGAACCCAGCCCUGACACAGAUGAUGCAGACAAACACUCUAACCAAAGCCUAGGAGCGCCAGCCACCUCCAUGGUGAGAGAGUUCAGGAUGAACUUUGACCUUGUGCUGGAGAAUGUCAUGGAUCUGAACGUGCUGGCAGGGGAGGGGGAGUCCUAUGUGAAGGCUGUGCCCGGGGGCGCCCAGCUGGCCCAGCAGUCCCCCAUUCCCUUACGGCUGUACAGGAACGGCAUUUUGAUGUUCAACGGGCCCUUCCGCUCCUAUGAAGAACCCUGCACCCAGCAAUGUAUGCAGGAUCUGAUGGAUGGCUAUUUCCCCUCAGAGCUGCAGGACAGGUUUCCAGAUGGGGUUCCCUUCCAAAUACAGGACAGGCGAGCAGAGGAAUACAGAGAUCGGAGAAUGCAGGCGCACUUUCCUGGCGAGGGUCAGGUGGUGUGUGGAGCAUCCAAUCAGGCCUCAGCUCAAAGCCCUGCCACACGGGCCCAAGGGGACACAUACGUGCCAGGCAAAGGCCUCUCCACCGAGCAGUUCUUAAUGAAGCUGCCGAAGAUGGUCAUUAAGGGAGGAAAGGUUAUCGACAUUCGUGACUCGUUAAGAAACCAUUUAAAGGGUUCUGCUGGGGAAGCACACAACCAUUCUGUGACCAUUAUAGACACCCCGGCACUACAGACCCUGCAGGGCAGUGUUCAGGUGUCUCAACACUCCCUGUCUGUAAGGUUGGGUCAGCCUGAUGGAACUCCAAGUGAACAGGAUGGUGACAUCAGCACCCUGCGAGUAAAGUCUGAGGACGGCGAGAAGACUUUCAUUCUGAAGAUGCAAGUCACGCAGACGAUUGGACAUUUGCGCCAGUACCUGGACAAACACCGAUGCUCUGGUGCCCCUGCAUACCACAUCAUCAGUGUGUUUCCACGGCAAUGCUAUGACGAUGACACCCAAACACUUGCAGAUUGUGGCCUCACACCCAGUGCUGCUCUGUUGCUUCAACCUCGCUGAUAGACACACACACAGACACACACACACACACACACACACACACACACACAGACACACAGACACACACACACACACGCGCAUACAGACAAGAGCAUGAACACAUUCACACACAGUACCUCUAUCCUCACAGCAAGUGCAUCUUCAGUUCACACAUGACAACCACAAUGUUGCAAUGUUUCUUAAUGUAAAUAAAGGAAAAAGCAAAGA
Clupea harengus (Atlantic herring) is the source of this 2017-nucleotide messenger RNA. RefSeq names its product UBX domain protein 11 (gene ubxn11). Gene Ontology annotation, molecular function: ubiquitin binding. The record is from RefSeq and is a predicted model, not a curated record. NCBI's taxonomy places the organism in Eukaryota, Metazoa, Chordata, Actinopteri, Clupeiformes, Clupeidae. Gene Ontology annotation, biological process: proteasome-mediated ubiquitin-dependent protein catabolic process.